AUGGAGUUUAAAAUUAUUAAAUAUAGUCAAUAUGAAAAAAUUUAUAAGGCAAACUCAUGUAAAUUUGACGAUCGUCACUUUGAAGAAUAUAAAUCUCAAUCUACAAAAAGUACAUUUAUGUUAGCAAUAUCAAAUAAUUUUGAAGAUAAAGAAGAUAAUUUCAUUUUUGUUGCAAUAUCAUGUGUAAUAGAAAAAGAUGAAUCCGUUAUUGAUAUUGAUGAUCAAACUACUGUUGAUAAUGGUAAAAGAGAACAACCUUUGAAUGGGAAAACGAUUAUCUAUAAAGUAGUUUUAGAUUCAUCUAAGCAAGAAAAAAUUAAACUAUAUAAAGAAAAAGAAAUCGGUGGAAUUGUUUCUUUUAUUCAUAAGGAAAACAAUUCUAGUAAAACAGAUUGCUUUAUCUUUAAUGCAAACGGAAUCUAUAGACUCUCACUUUUUGGAUCCAAUAAUAUUUGUUCAAAGAGUUUUAAGCAUUUCAAUUAUCCAAAAAGCCUUAUAAUUGAAUUAAAUACUUUAUUUAAGAGCAAAUCUUAUAUUUUUCGAAUUAAAAAUUGUAUUUUUGAUCAUUAUUUUUAUAUCGAACAAUAUAGAGAAGGUAUUCAAGUUAUGCAAUUAUAUGAUUUAAGAACCAUGCAAAUACAACAGAUUUUUAAUAUAUACGAAGAAAAAAAUUAUUCAAAUAAAUAUAGCAAAUCCAUAUUAGCUAUUUCAGAAAAUGAGCAAAUGAUUGCUUUUUCUUCUGGAUAUGGAAAAUUGGCUCUUUAUUUAAUAGAAAAUGGACUAGAAAUUAUUCAUAAAGAUUUUGGAACAGAUACAAAAAUAAUUGCUUCUGAUUUUAAAGAUGAUAAUAAAUUAAUGAUAAUCAUUAAAAAAGCUAAACACGAGGGGAUAAAUAUUUUACUUUGGAAUUUAUAUACAAAUGAAUAUCAAUAUGAUAUUCCAUUAAACGAAGUUGAUAUUAGUAUUUUUAAUAGUGCAAAAAUUCCUGGUAAAUACGUAUCUGUCAAUAAAAAUGGAAGAAUAUUAUCGAUAUAUGAUAGUUUAAAUUCAAUAAUUAGCAGGAAAGAUGCAAAUAUUCUUAUACCAAAAUUUAAAAUAUACAAAGAUGGUAAAGUACCAACUGAAAUGAACGUAUUAAAAUUUGAUAAUAAUAUUAUUUAUCAUCAAAAUCUUUCAAAAAAAGAAGCACAAAUUCUUAAAAAUAAUAUAGAACUAUGGACAACAGAUAAUUAUGAAAAGACAUGGUUAGAAAAUAACAUUCAGAUUAAAUGGUUCUAUAAUGAUGAUGACGAUAUUGAUUUAAUUAGGCAUGCUUGCGAUUCCCUUGAAUAUCUAUAUUAUCAAAGAUAUAAAUUAAUUGGAUAUGAGAAUCAGCAUGUGUUUGAGGAAAUUAAAUAUAAUAUUUCUCUUAUAGUUUGUAAAUUUAUUAGAAAGUAUCCGAACACUUGGAAAAUGUUGGAUAUUCAUUAUAACCUUAUGGCAAAAAUUAUAAUUGGUGGCACAAAUACUCUCAUUAAAUUUAUUUUAUUUGGUAAUGAAAAAGUAAAAUUUAAAUAUUUACAUAUACCAAAAAUAACUCGAUGGAUUAAUUUGAAAAAGUCUACAAAGGAAAAAAUUGAUUCUGAAAAAAUCAUUCAAGUAAAUGAUAAUUUGAAAAAACCUACAAAGGAAAAAAUUGAUUUAAUUAAAUUCAGUGAUUUACAACUAGCUAUUAAUUUGUGUAAACCAGAUAUUGAACGUAACCGUAGAAUUUUAAUUGUAGCUUAUUUACUUGAAUAUUAUACAAAAAAUGCAACUGAAAAUCACGGAUGGUUAAUUACUAUUUCAAAAGCAUUACCAGAUUUAUAUACAUUUAAAUUAGAGUAUUUUGUGGGCGAAUUAUUUUGCAAAACAUGCAUGGAAGGUAUAGAAAUAUCAAAUAUUAUUGAAUAUAUGGAUUAUAUGCCUAAAAACUUUCAUAUUAUUUCAAAAAAGUUUACGGCAUUCAAACCAAAUUCGGAUUUUAAAUCGACAAGUGUGCCAAAAUUAAAUUUUAAAGCUUUAGGAAAUUAUUUGAAGUUAAAAAUAACAAAACUUUACGUUAAAAUUUUUCCCAACGAUCACGAAAACUAUUUUCCAGUUGUAAAAAUAGUUCCUUUACAUAAUUUUACUGUUAAUA
This is a messenger RNA of Funneliformis mosseae, 2158 nucleotides long. Lineage: Eukaryota; Fungi; Glomeromycota; Glomeromycetes; Glomerales; Glomeraceae. The record is from the annotation of a GenBank genome assembly.